This is a messenger RNA of Helianthus annuus (common sunflower), 1753 nucleotides long. Its product is annotated as F-box/LRR-repeat protein At4g14096-like. Lineage: Eukaryota; Viridiplantae; Streptophyta; Magnoliopsida; Asterales; Asteraceae. The record is from RefSeq and is a predicted model, not a curated record. Bases 86 to 1612 code for a protein of 508 amino acids. The transcript has 4 exons. Gene Ontology annotation, molecular function: protein binding.
UCUGUUUUGUUUUAGAGAGAUCGAUCGUCUCCUGCAAAGCGAUAAAGUUUUGUUGGAAACCCUAGCUGCUAGUGGAAUUGGAGAGAUGGAUCGGAUUUCACACCUUCCUGAAUCUAUUGUUCAUCACAUUCUCUCCUUUCUUAAGAAUACUCCUGCAGAGCUUGUUCGAAUGAGUGUAUUGUCCAAGUCCUGGUUUAAUCUAACCGCUUCUUUCCCCUUUUUAGAUUUCAAUAUCCGUUAUUUUAGAACUCGAGAAAGUUUUUUCAAGUAUGUUGAGUAUGCCACCUCUAGAUUUUGCCAUCAUAAUCUCACCGCACACACGUUCUUGCUCUAUACAGAAAUCCAGGAGUCUGCAGAGUUAGAUGUUGUUAACAGAUGCCUUGAAUUAGUUCUUAAGAAUGGCGUCAGAGAGUUGGUGAUAAGUUUUACCUACUCGUCAUUAGAUUUUCCAAAGUACCGUUUGCCUAACAUACUCUUAUCUGUUUCCGUAUUAGAAUCUUUGACCAUAUGUGACUGUGACUUACCUUCUUCAUUGAUGCUUGAUGCUAUCAACUUUAAAUCUUUGAUCCAGUUGAAACUUAUAAUGGUCCCCUUAAAUGAUGAAGUGAUCACGUAUCUCGCCACUAGUUGUCCUCUUCUACAAGUACUCGAUAUUGACGGUUGUAGUGGUUUCAAAAGAGUUUGUGUUUAUGGCCAUCAAAAUCUUCAAAAACUUAGAAUUAUAUAUGACACUCCACUUGAGAGAAUAGAUAUUGAAGCUCCAAAUCUAUCUAGUCUUACGAUGGAAGAUGAGGAUGAUAUAGGGGCACCACGAAUGAACUUGGCUUCAUGCAAAAACCUAACAACAGUGUCUUACUUUGGGUGUCUUUCACCAUACUUGAGUUUUGCUGACUUUGUAUCCAGUUUCCCCUUCAUUGAAAAUUUGUAUUUGGCUAUUAAUUAUAAUUGCAACAUCCUCAAGUUGUCAAGCCCUUCCUUAAGGACAUUCAUGUUACAUUCAAUGUGUGAUUUCGAAGAUAUUGAGUUCAUUACACCCAAUUUAGUUUUCUUUUCUUACCCUUGUGGUUCUUAUUCUACCUGGCAUACGGCAAUGCAUUCAACCCAUUUGAAAGCAUCUAUGCAAUGUUAUCCCAAUGGUUAUACAUCCGGACUUUGUUUCCAGAAGUUAAGGCGACUUUUGGACAAGCAAAAUGGGUUCAAAGUUUUGAACUUGUAUAUUAAUGCUUUCCAUAGUCAGACCUUCACAGAGUUAGAGAAGCUAAAGGCGAUUGAAUUGCCACCUUAUGAACUCGAGCAUGUUGAGCUAAAACUAGACACCAGUGAAGAAUCAUCAGCUCAUGUUGCUUUUGUAAACGUUGUACUUUGGUGUUGCCGUCCUCGUUCUCUAACUUUAAGAUCAUCCGUUCCUUUUGAAGAACAAAGUGAUGUUGUCGAGUUUACAUACAAGAAACUGCUUGAACAAGUAGAUCAAGGCCAUACCAAAAUUCAGAUUGUGUCGCCUUCCUCUUCCGAAGCCCAAAAGCACUUGAUGGACUUGAAGUCGUUGUCAAUGGCGUCACCUCGUGAAGGAAAAGCAAUUAGCUUCAUAAAGGAAGAAGGUACACCUUUUUAAUGAGCUAAUUUAGAAGUCUUAUCAGUCAAGACUAAGGUAGGGAAGUUAUUAGUGAAAACUGAUAAAUUUGAACAAAUUGCAGUUAACCUGUCAUAAGAAUGCUACUUUUUGAUAUUUAAUAUGUAGUGAUGUUUUGAAUCA